Molecule: messenger RNA, 1002 nt
Organism: Cyclocybe aegerita
Lineage: Eukaryota; Fungi; Basidiomycota; Agaricomycetes; Agaricales; Hemipholiotaceae
Source: the annotation of a GenBank genome assembly
AUGUCGGUGGCCACAAAAAACCCCUUCGCCCUCCUCGAUGAGGAGUCUUUCUCCCCGCCCGCUGUGCCCACCGAGGUAGCUCCCGCGCCCGCACCUGCUGCCACCCGUGGCGCACAGAAGACCCGCGGCGGCCCAGCGUCUCGCGGCGGAAAGUACUACGCUCGUGGUGGCAAGCCUCAGACAAAGGACUCUUCCCCUGCUGAGGAUCCUGCUGCUGAGAGUCAGAGGAAGGUUGAAGGCGCCCGUGAGGGUGGUCGCGGCAGAGGUCGCGGUCGUGGAGGUGCAGGUCGCGGCGGCAGGGGUCGUCCUUUCGACAGGCAUAGUCAGACCGGAAAAACCGACUCUGACAAGAAGAUCCACCAAUCUUGGGGUGGCGACGACGGCAAUACUGAGUUCAAGGCUGAACAGGCUGCCACUGUUGAUGCCGCAGCUGAGGUCACCGGCAACGAGUGGGGCGCCGACACAUCUGCCGCAGCUGACUGGGGUGCUCCUGCUGCUGAUGCUUCCGCUGACGCCUGGGGUGCUCCCCCAGCUGCUGACGCCGCUCCUGCUGAAGCCGACAAGCCCGAGAGCCGCCCUCGUAGGGAGAGGGAGCCGGAGGAGGAGGACAACACCCUAACCUUCGAUCAAUACCUCGCCCAACAGAAGGAAAAGGAAUCCGUUAUUCCCAAGCUCGAAGGUCCCCGCAAGGCCAACGAUGGCGCUGAAGAGAUCUGGAAAGACGCCGUUCCUCUCACUAAGAACGAGGAAGAGGAUGCCUACUUCGUCGGCAAGACGAAGGCUGCCCCCAAGGCUCGUGCAAAGAAGGAGGAGAAGGUCUUCCUCGAGAUCGACGCCCGCUUUGAGCGCCCAGACCGCGGUGGUCGCGGACGCGGCCGUGGAGGAGAUCGCGCUCGUGGUGCUGGACGCGGUGGACGCGGUGGACCCCGUGGUGGACGCCAGAACGGUGCUGCUGCUGUUGUCAACGUUGACGACCAGUCCGCCUUCCCCUCGCUCUCCUAA